Molecule: messenger RNA, 2182 nt
Organism: Microtus oregoni (creeping vole)
Lineage: Eukaryota; Metazoa; Chordata; Mammalia; Rodentia; Cricetidae
Gene: Hapln2
Product: hyaluronan and proteoglycan link protein 2
Exons: 7
Coding region: 463-1527 (354 amino acids)
Biological process (GO): cell adhesion
Molecular function (GO): hyaluronic acid binding
Source: RefSeq, a predicted model, not a curated record
UGUGUUCUCCUUGGGGUGGGAACAGAAAACGAAAGGACAGACAGAAAGGCUCAGGGCCCUGAAGCAGCUGGACGUUCUGAAAGUCUGAUUCCCACUUUGACAGUCUCUUCCAAAAGGCCAUAUGUAGCCUGGCACGGAGGGCACAGGAGAUCGGCUCUGUCCUCCAUCAUCCUGACCUGGCCAAGAUAGCAAGAGCCACUGAUCCUGUCACCACUGCUUAGUGUGAGCUGGGGAACAGGUCUAGCAUCCAGCUUCUGUGAGCACAGGAAACAAGCCCUGGAAAAGCGUCAAAGGAGUCAGAGACCAGAUGCCCAAGUCCUGAGGCCGUUGGGGUGCUUCGAACCCCUGCAUCCUCAACAGCAUCUCCACUGCACCCUCUUCAGCAGGAUAGGAAGCUGAUAAGCACCUCUCCCUUCCUCUGAGGAGAGGUCAUCUUUUCAGACGGCGCUUGCUGACACCGCCAUGUCAAGUCGGAUCCCUCUCCAUGCACUCUGCUGCGUCCUUCUCCCCUGGGCAUUCACCACCUUUCACCAAGCCCUGGGGAACCCGGGGAGGAUAAGAGGCCUGCCACUGUGGCCCCUCUGCUCAGCCCCCCAUCCGGGUCCCCACUACCUUCUGCUCCCCAUCCACGAGGUCAUUCACUCUCGUCGUGGGGCCACGGCCACACUGCCCUGCGUCCUGGGCACCUCGCCUCCCAGCUACAAGAUACGCUGGAGCAAAGUGGAGCCCGGGGAGCUCCGAGAAACGAUAAUCCUCAUCACCAACGGACUGCACGCCCGAGGCUACGGGCACCUGGGAGGGCGGGCCAGCAUGCGGAGGGGGCAUCGACUGGACGCCUCCCUGGUCAUCAAGAACGUGCGCCUGGAGGACGAGGGCCGGUAUCGCUGCGAGCUCAUCAAUGGCAUCGAGGACGAGAGCGUGGCACUGACCCUGCGCCUGGAGGGUGUGGUAUUUCCGUACCAACCCAGCCGGGGCCGCUACCAGUUCAAUUACUUCGAGGCGAAGCAGGCGUGCGAGGAGCAGGACGGACGCCUGGCCACUUAUAGUCAACUGUACCAGGCGUGGACCGAGGGGCUGGACUGGUGCAACGCCGGCUGGCUGCUGGAGGGCUCGGUGCGCUACCCUGUGCUCAACGCGCGCGCCCCGUGUGGCGGUCAUGGGCGGCCAGGCAUCCGCAGCUACGGGCCCCGCGAUCGCAGCCGUGACCGCUACGACGCCUUCUGCUUCACUUCGGCGCUGGCAGGCCAGGUGUUCUUCGUGCCCGGGCGACUGACGCUCUCUGAAGCCCACGCGGCGUGCCGGCGGCGGGGAGCUGUAGUAGCCAAGGUCGGGCACCUCUACGCUGCCUGGAAGUUCUCGGGGCUGGAUCGGUGCGAUGGAGGCUGGCUGGCGGACGGCAGCGUUCGCUUCCCCAUCACCACGCCGCGGCCGCGCUGCGGGGGCCUCCCCGACCCCGGGGUGCGCAGCUUCGGUUUCCCCCGGCCCCAGCAGGCGGCCUACGGAACCUACUGUUACGCCGAGAAGUGAGAGCACUGCCCCUGCCACGUGCGACAGAAAGAGCCAGCGCGGCGCUCCAGGCUCCCGGGCGGAGGGGCGUCCCAGGCAUUAACUUACCAAUAAAAUAACAUUGCGUCUUCUUUGUUCGAUAAGCUGUAGGGCUUGGAGGCUUGGAGUAUGUGAGAGGAUCUGGCCCUGGACACAAAGCCCCUACAGCACAUCUACAAUCUAGAGGAGAGGUUUAAUUGCUUCUGUGACCCAGCAAAAUUAAGGGUUUGUGACGAGAUGCCAUCAAGAGCUAGGAGAGGAAAGCUCGCAGGCCUGGCCAUCCUCGCAGGAGAAGCGGGGCUUGUCGUUAGAUUUAGCCAGCCACCCAAAGAUUUCUCAUUCAAAUUUGCCAGAAGCACUCCAAACUCCCCAAACUGCUGAGGCCUUACAGAACAGACAUUCGGUGGGUCUAAGCACACCUUUAAGUGUACCUAGAAGUGUUUCCAAGGCCUGUCUUAAUUGAUUAGUAAAUUAGUUAAUUAAUUUGAGACAAGGUCUCUCAUUAUAGCCCCGGUUGUCCUCUGUCACCAUGUAGACCAGUCUAGCCUUGAAUUCACACAGAUCGGUCUACCUCUGUUCCCCGAGUGCUAAAGUGUACAAUUAAAGAUAGUAAAGUCCUGGGGCUGGAGAGAUGGCU